Messenger RNA from Arabis nemorensis, 1488 nucleotides. The record is from the annotation of a GenBank genome assembly. Lineage: Eukaryota; Viridiplantae; Streptophyta; Magnoliopsida; Brassicales; Brassicaceae.
AUGGAUUCUGUUCGACGCACUUACACCAUUAUGCGAGGACGUCACUUAGACAAGCGUGUUCCUUCCAAAGAGUUUCUCCCUGCUCUGGACAAAGCUGAAACUGCAGUGCGUCUGCCGACUGGGACGGGAAAAGACAUCGGAAAUCCUCCCUGGAAGCGGUCUCUGCCUCACGUGCUCGUUGCAUCACUGACUUCGCUUUUAUUCGGCUACCAUCUUGGGGUUGUUAACGAAACUCUGGAGAGCAUAUCAAUUGACCUUGGCUUUAGUGGGAACACAAUCGCUGAAGGUCUUGUGGUUAGUACAUGCUUAGGCGGCGCCUUCAUUGGAUCUCUGUUCAGUGGGUUGGUCGCGGAUGGUGUUGGGCGCCGUAGAGCUUUCCAGUUGAGCGCUUUACCAAUGAUUGUUGGAGCUUCAGUGAGUGCAUCAACUGAGAGUCUUGAGGGCAUGCUCCUGGGAAGGUUUUUUGUCGGAAUUGGGAUGGGCGUAGGUCCUUCUGUAACGGCUCUUUAUGUCACUGAGGUGUCACCUGCUUAUGUGAGAGGCACAUAUGGGAGUUCUACCCAAAUUGCAACAUGUCUUGGACUCUUAGGUUCGUUAUUUGCUGGAAUCCCGGCAAAAGAAAAUUUGGGCUGGUGGCGUAUAUGUUUUUGGAUAUCCACAAUCCCAGCUGCAAUGCUUGCUGUUUUCAUAGAAUUCUGCGCCGAAAGUCCUCAAUGGCUUUUCAAGAGAGGAAGGGCAGCUGAAGCUGAAGCCGUGUUUGAGAAACUAUUGGGAGGGGCAUACGUCAAAGCUGCUAUGGCAGAGUUAAUGAAGUCGGAUAGAGGAGAUGACGCUGAUUCAGCUAAGUUGUCGGAGUUGCUUUUCGGGCGCAGUUUUAGAGUGGUUUUCAUUGGAUCUACCCUUUUUGCUUUANNACAGUUGUCUGGGAUAAACGCCGUGUUCUAUUUCUCAUCAACUGUCUUCAAGAAAGCUGGUGUGCCUUCAGCCUCUGCGAACAUAUGUGUGGGAGUCUGCAACCUCUUAGGUUCAACUGUAGCGGUUGUUUUGAUGGAUAAGCUGGGGAGGAAAGUGUUGCUUAUUGGGAGUUUUGCGGGCAUGGCAGUAUCGCUGGGUCUCCAAGCACUAGCAUAUACUUCGCUGUCAUCACCCUUUGGAACCGUGUUUCUCUCGGUUGGGGGAAUGUUGCUGUUUGUGUUGUCGUUUGCAACUGGAGCUGGCCCUGUUCCAAGUCUUCUCCUGUCUGAGAUAUGCCCCGGUCGUCUUCGGGCAACAGCAUUGGCUGUUUGUCUUGCUGUUCACUGGGUAAUAAACUUCUUCGUGGGGCUGCUGUUUCUGAGAAUGCUGGAGCAACUAGGUUCGGUGCUUCUAAAUGCAAUCUUUGGGUUCUUCUGCGUGGUGGCAGUUAUCUUUGUGCAGAAGAACGUGAUUGAGACCAAAGGAAAGAGCCUCCAAGAGAUAGAAAUCAGUCUGCUCUCUUCCGUUCAGUGA